AUGAUGUCUGAAGGCUAUUCUCUGUUCUGCAUGGGCAAUCCACUCCUCGACAUCAUCAUCCCUCACGGUGAAGAGCUCCUCGAGAAGUACUCGCUCGAACCCAACGGCGCGAUUCGCGUGGAGGACGACAGCCCUUUUUACCGGGAGCUAGUGGACAAGUACAGCGAGAAGGUCGUCUACGUUGCGGGAGGUGCGGCACAGAACGCAGCUCGCGGAGCUGCUUACAUCCUCCCUCCGAGAUCUGUGGUCUAUACCGGGAGCGUCGGGAACGACAGCUUUGCAGAACAGCUUGUCGCGGCGAACCGGAUCGCAGGGGUCGACCAAGUCUACCACAUCGCUGAGGGACACAGGACGGGGACUUGCGCCGUCGUUGUCACCGGCCACAACCGUUCGCUGGUGACGUACCUCGGGGCUGCCCACCACUUCAACGAGGCACAUCUGUCGUCGCCAACUGUUGCGGCGAUCAUCAACUCGGCGAAGGUGUACUACGUCGGCGGCUUCUUUCUCUCGCAUGGCAUCGAGUCCGCGCUAGAGCUCGCGAAGAAGGCGUGCGCAGCUGGAAAGCCCUUCGUCCUCAACCUCUCCGCCCCCUUCAUCCCUGAACGAUACACCACCGAGCUGCAGUCUCUCAUGCCUUACGUCGACAUCCUCGUCGGCAACGAGGCAGAGGCUGAAGCCUACGCCUCUGCCACGGGUCUGGCGGACAAGACCGACCUCGCCGCAGUCGCGCGCGCGAUCGCGUCCCUCCCCAAGUCGAACCCCGCCCGCCCGCGGACGGCGAUCAUCACCCACGGCCCGAAGGCGACGACGGUGGUGAGCGCGGCGGGCUUGGAUAGCACACGGGUGUUCCCGGUCGCGCCGCUGUCGGACGCGGAGAUCGUGGACACGAACGGGGCGGGGGACGCGUUCGCGGGCGGGCUUCUCGCGGGGCUCGUGCUCGGCAAGUCCAUCGAGGAGUGCGUCGAGAUGGGGCACAAGAUGGGUUCGAUGUGUGUGCAGCAGGUCGGCGCGCAGUACAAGUGGCCAAAGGUCCAGAUCCUCUGA
Epithele typhae is the source of this 1044-nucleotide messenger RNA. Its product is annotated as adenosine kinase. Bases 1 to 1044 code for a protein of 347 amino acids. Gene Ontology annotation, cellular component: cytosol; nucleus. NCBI's taxonomy places the organism in Eukaryota, Fungi, Basidiomycota, Agaricomycetes, Polyporales, Epitheliaceae. The transcript is spliced from 5 exons. Gene Ontology annotation, molecular function: adenosine kinase activity. The record is from RefSeq and is a predicted model, not a curated record. Gene Ontology annotation, biological process: purine ribonucleoside salvage.